Molecule: messenger RNA, 3659 nt
Organism: Mirounga angustirostris (Northern elephant seal)
Lineage: Eukaryota; Metazoa; Chordata; Mammalia; Carnivora; Phocidae
Gene: CD59
Product: CD59 molecule (CD59 blood group)
Exons: 4
Coding region: 178-540 (120 amino acids)
Biological process (GO): negative regulation of activation of membrane attack complex
Cellular component (GO): plasma membrane
Molecular function (GO): complement binding
Source: RefSeq, a predicted model, not a curated record
UGGACUCGCAGACGGGCGGCUCCGGGGUCCCGGCAGGAGCCUCGGCGGGGGUGGGGCCCGCGGGAAGGGGCGGAGCCCGGCUCACCCAGGCUAUAAACACGGGCGGGGCGGAGCGCGCACGCCGCGCGGUGUUAGCAGCGGGAGCCCGGGUGCAGGCAGAUUCUGUGGACAAUCACCAUGAGAAGCAAAGGAGGAUUCAUCCUGCACCUGCUCGUCCUGGCUGUCCUCUGCCAUUCAGGUCAUAGCCUGACAUGUUACAACUGUGCUGACAGUGUUGCGUGCAAUAAGACCACCAUUUGUUCGCUUAAUCUUGAUGCGUGUCUUUUGGUCAAAGCCGAGCCAAACCUUUUUUACCACCGCUGUUGGAAGUUUCAUGAUUGCAAUUACAACGUCAUCUCCGAAACCUUAGGGCUGAGGAAGCUCCAGUAUGACUGUUGCCAGCAGGAUCUGUGUAACAGGAACGCCGCGGCCCGGGGCACCAACAGCGCAGCUCUGCUGCUGAUCCCCCUGCUGGCCGCAGCCUGGACCCUUUGUCUCUAAAUCAACACCGGGAGGCCUUCUCCUAAACCGUCCGUUUCUGUAUAUUUCUUAUUUCCUUGGCUGCUGCCUUCCACAUUUUUCACCUGGAUCCCGCUGGGCAAGACUAAAACUAGCUUGAGCCGCGUGGUUAAGAGAGAGACUCCGAGAGACUUUGAAGACCAGUCCCGCCGGCAGCGAAGACCCGUCGGAGGGACAAAAUGAAAGGGUGAAGCAUGCACGAUCUGAGCUAGGUCACAUGCUUCUUCCUCGGCUUUUUGCAAGAGCAGCCUCGCCGUGACAGCUUGAGUACCUUAGAUUCUCUGCAUGCCCUGGUCAUUUCCCCUCCGAUGGCUGGGAGGUAGUUAUUAAAUACUCUGAUCAGUGCUUUCUGGGGCGGGGGGGGUGGGGGGCUGGGGCAGGGGAUUUUUUUCAACAGCCUCUCCCAGGGAAUGCCUUCAUCCUCUCCCUUCAUGGCCCCCUAUGCUGCCAUGCAGGCCUGACCAAGCUCCCACGUGUGGGCUGUCGAUCAGGCGAAGUGAGAGUCUCAGCGCAGGGGGCGGGGGGGUGGGGGUGGUGAUCGCAAUGACCUUUGUACUCUCAACUAGCAGGUGUCUGGCAGGGAAGGAGGGGAACUUCCCACACAGCAGGGUAUGGAACCCCCAGGUCUGUCUUCUGAGAGCUAGCAGUUGGCUAAAACCCAAGUUUUCCUCUGUUCCUCAGUUGUGAAUGGGCUUUGCUGUCUUCACUAGAAAAAACAAACAGCAUAUAAUUAUGAUGUGUUAAAACUACCCCCCUAGGGGCGCCUGGGUGGCUCAGUCGGUUUAGCGGCUGCCUUCAGCUCAGGUCAUGAUCCCAGGGUCCUGGGAUCGAGCCCUGCGUCAGGCUCCCUGCUCAGUGGAGAGUCUGCUUCUCCCUCUCCCUCUGCCUGCCUCUCUGCCUACUUGUGCUCUCUAUCUAUCUGUCAAAUAAAUAAAUAAAAUCUUUAAAAAAAACAAAAAAAAAAACCCCAAAACUACCCCCCUGACUUUUUUAUCGGAUUGGUGGGGUAUCUUGGCUUUGUCACCCACAGUCAAAGACUGAACAGUGGGGCAUUCUUUGUUAAAAAUGACUCACAGUAUUAAGUGUGCCUACUUUAAGUAGUACUGGUCGCAGGUCUCUUCCUCUGUGUCUGUGUACUUUAUGAACACAAAGAGAAGAGCUCUGGGGCUGCAGCUUGGGACCUCCAGAUGCCCUCGUAAACAGCAACGGGGGUGUGUUUUUUCCUGCCGACACCCGGCCUGUUGACCCCUAGCUGACUUAGCCCAGUUUGCAGAGGAGACAUUUGUCAGGGUUAUUAACAUAAUCACAAAUGUUGAGGCUUUUGGAAGCUCUCCCAGUUUCCUAAAAAGUGAUAUACCUUUUCAGGAGGGUAGAGUUUUACUUUUCUUGGGGGUGUUGCUGAAUAAUUCUCAAGAUCCAAUAGAUGUAAGGACACUUGUACUCUUAUCAUCCUGGCUGUCUUUAACAGCAUAGCUUGACUUUUUGCAGCUGAAGGUGGGAUUUCACGAUUAACAUUUUUUUAAACACCUUGAUCAUGUCAUCUGUGCAACAAACUGGAAUGACGGAUGUCUUUCUGAAAAUGAAAUGUAACCGAGUGCAUGAGUGUGAUGACUGGCCCAGGAGGAGAGCAGCAUCUGCAGUGUGUCCAGUGGUUGCAGCUAGUAGAAGAGAGCCUGGGCAUUGUCAGCUUUCUCCUGUGGACGCCCUUCCUCGAACAGAGACAAACUGGGGCUUCCUCACCAAAACCUAGCAUUGCCUUGGUGCUCUGUGUUCCUCACCAGCUCGGUGUCUUUCCUCACAUCGUCUUUCCUUCUCUUGUCCAAGACAGAAGACCACCUGGAACUCUUUGCUCAGGAGGCUUCCUUCUGCCUAGGGCAGUACUGACCGGACCCACGGCCGCCGGCUGAGCAGUGCAGUGCCUUUCACAUAGGCCUUUAGGAAACAGAACCAGUUUUGACUCAUUCAUGCAGAAAAUGAAUCUGGGGGACCUUUUGAGGGAGAGUCCAACCAGACUACAAAAAGCCAGGAUUUGGGCAGUUCCAGAAUGCGCUCUCAACAUUCGGAUUCCAGAGUGUGACUUGUCUGCUGUCUUGGGUCCUGCGCCCACACUGGGGUCAGAGAGCACGAAGAAAGGGAUAAUUCUCUAAAGCAGAAUCUCAGUGCUGCUACGUGGGGAGAUGGGGAGAGGGCUCCUGGGAGUUGAAAUCAGCAUGGUCAUAAUGAAUGGCCUUAAGCUUUGAGGUUUCUUUCUGUAGAAAGUUACUAUGACUCACGCUAUGGACUGAGCAUUGGGUGUCUUGACCCAAAAGUAGUCCUGCAAAGGCCAGGUGACUGGAGAGUCAGCAGCUUUUGUAUGGCUUUAUAAGAACUUUCAUAUUCGGUUUGAUAUUGGGUGAUCAUACCCCCAUCGGAUCUUCUCUCUCGGGGAAUGAGGUAUGGAUGCAAGAUACCCCCACUGGGUAGUAAGUGGAACGCCUAGUGUGUCCUGAAGGAUGCUGACCCAUCAUCCAACUUAGGCUUGAAGGUACUGAGCCUCAAGGUAUGGGUAUAUUUCCCCUGUGUCCUUGUAGUGGGCCCCACGACUUAACACGUAGUAUGUGUCCUGAUAAAAUAAGAGCCUGUCUAGCCCACGUUUUGGACUUUAGGCCUCCUGAGAGCAUGAACCUUGUUUUAUAUGUCUGAGUCCUUGGGGCCAGAUGAUUUCACCCUGCACCUUGUAAGUGCCUCGUCAGUGGUCAAAGUCCACUAGCUCACGUUGGGUUUGUUUGCUUACAAACGUCUGAACUGAUGCUAACAUUUCUAAGAGAUUCUUGAUGUACUGGGGAGGCACAGAGUUGACCCGAAGUCGUACCGACCUGACAUGCCCUCUGACGAGGGGAACUUGCUGCGGGGUUCUCUGCUCUGUGGUCUACGUGGAUUUCCAACUGUGCUAUCAUCUCACUUUGCUUAAGAGAAACUACUUUUGGAGAAGUUGGCUGAAUUGCUCCCGGUCACCAGGGUAACACGUUGGCACGUCUAGGGUUCACACUCAGCUCCCCAAGGCAGCCCCCCUCUACUGCCCCACAUCCUUUGCACACUGCCUUGAGCACACACCAGCGUGA